Eruca vesicaria subsp. sativa (arugula) is the source of this 237-nucleotide messenger RNA. NCBI's taxonomy places the organism in Eukaryota, Viridiplantae, Streptophyta, Magnoliopsida, Brassicales, Brassicaceae. The record is from the annotation of a GenBank genome assembly.
AUGGGAGUUAUAAAGAUAAUAAUGGUAACGUUGAUAAUGAUGAUGAUGUUGGUUGGAACCAUAAGAGAGACGAAGGCUACGUCUGCAACAUAUUGGGCAUGUGUGAAACACUGCAAGGACGAAUUUUGUUCGUCCAAGCCUGGGGAUAAGAAUUGUUUCCCUAAUUGCAUCUUUUAUAACUGCGGUUCAACUCCACCAAGAAAUAUUCGUAAUGCCAAGGGUGAAGGAUCCACUUAA